Messenger RNA from Acanthochromis polyacanthus (spiny chromis), 1792 nucleotides. It is a transcript of the gene msx1a, whose product is annotated as muscle segment homeobox 1a. The coding region runs from base 150 to 1001 and encodes 283 amino acids. Gene Ontology annotation, molecular function: RNA polymerase II transcription regulatory region sequence-specific DNA binding; DNA-binding transcription factor activity, RNA polymerase II-specific. The transcript is spliced from 2 exons. The record is from RefSeq and is a predicted model, not a curated record. Gene Ontology annotation, biological process: regulation of transcription by RNA polymerase II; embryonic morphogenesis. Gene Ontology annotation, cellular component: nucleus. Lineage: Eukaryota; Metazoa; Chordata; Actinopteri; Pomacentridae.
UUGGCCACAUAAACAUGAGGAUACCGUCACAUUAGUGCGCAGCAACUCCGACGGCAAGUCUUCCCACGAUCACCCCCACGCAAGAGUCAGCUUGUCCCCCCUCCCCUCCCUCCCUCCCCGCGACACUCCCGGUGCCCAGUCGAACCUGUAUGGCCCCAUCGACCGCCAUGUCAGCUCUGACCGCUGCUUUGAAAAGUGAAGAUCUCCCUCCUCGCUCGGUUCUCGUCGGCAGAGGCGACAUGCAGACCAGCCUGAGCCCCGCGGAGGAGACCGGGAAGCCAAAAGUGGCGAUUCUGCCCUUCAGCGUCGAGGCGCUCAUGGCUGACAGGAAGCCCAGCAGAGAGGUGCCAUCUCCGGAUGCCCAGUCCGUGGCCGGGACGUCCCAGGCGCUGGGAAAAGGCGCACGGAUGGGCUCGUUCGGCAGCCUGGAUGCAGCGGCUCCUGCUUUACCCAUGAGCUCCGCGUAUUCAGUGGGCGAGCUCAUGAACAUGCCAGAAGACGUGCUGAUUAAACCCGAGAGCCCGGACAGUAAAGAGAGGAGUUCGUGGAUACAGAGUCCUCGUUUUUCUCCAACACCUCCAAGAAGGUUAAGUCCUCCUGCCUGUCCACUGAGGAAACACAAGACGAACAGAAAGCCCCGGACUCCCUUCACCACGUCCCAGCUGCUCGCCCUGGAGAGAAAGUUCCGCCAGAAGCAGUACCUUUCCAUCGCCGAGCGCGCAGAGUUCUCCAGUUCUCUCAACCUGACGGAGACUCAGGUUAAAAUCUGGUUUCAGAACAGGAGAGCCAAGGCCAAGCGGCUGCAGGAGGCAGAACUUGAGAAACUGAAAAUGGCAGCUAAGCCCAUGCUGCCUCCGGCUUUCGGGAUUUCCUUUCCCCUCGGUGCGCACGUCCCUGCGUCCUACGCUGGGUCGCACCCGUUCCAGAGGCACUCGCUGCCGGUUUCUCCCGUGGGACUGUACGCGGCUCACGUCGGAUACAGUAUGUACCACCUGGCUUGACAGGGGCAGAGGACGACGCGCAGUGGGACGCAAAGGGGGUUAAGACAACUCAGAGAGAGAGAAGAGGCCCUUUGGACCGCUGAGGACACUGGACUAAAUAAAGAAGCAUCCUGGUGGUAAAGUCAGUGUCAAUCUAGCCAAAGGGGGCCGAGGCCUCCUAACAGACCCCUUCUGAGGACCUCGAGGUUUAUCCACUUCUGUUUACCUCGCAUGUAAGUUCACACACUGCAAAAAUAAUCCAGCUUCGUUGGUCAUUUAAGUCUUCCAUUUAUUUUUUCUCGGUAGACAUUAAAAAAGAAAAAUCUCCUUUUAGAGAAACGAGAUGAGACUAAAUGACUUUAAGAUGGACAUUUUUUGCGGUGCAGAGGUGGAAAACAACUUGCAGUCGUUUGUUUUGUCAUGAAUGGACAGUCAGUAUUCUGUCCAAACACAGCCAGGUGAAAGGUUAAAGGGCUGCUGAUCAGACUGUUGCGCAGCUUGAUGACAAACUUCAGUGUGCUGCUGUCACACUGCAGACUACGUACUUUUUUCAUUUUUUUUGCAUUCAUAUCAAUGCGUAACUAACAGUGGGUUACUGAAUUCAGUGUCAAUGAGUGCUCUUUGUGAAUUUGGAGAACCACAGCAUUUGUUUUUGUUUUUUUCUAUAACAGCACUGUCUGUUGUCGGAUUGCUUCCCUUCGGAAGGGAUAUGUGUACUGUAAAAUAAUGUAUAUUUGAAGAAUAUCCUCAUUUAUAUUAUGAAUAUAUUUGUGACAUAACUUAACAAUAAAUUGUUUAUUCUUUUUCAUUAA